AUGAAAAGACGUCUAUCUAAUUCAAGUGAUAGAAAUUGUUUAUUAUCCCAAUUUGAUUUAUUUUUUCUUAAUUUUAUUAGACUACCCGAUGGUAUCAUAGAAUUAAUUUUAACAUAUAUUAGAAAAGAUCAUUUAGGAUUUUUUUUAGAUUGUUAUCCAUUAGUUAAAUUUAUUAUUCCUUAUCUUAAAGAAAAAGUCACUUUAGUCAAAUCAUUUUGGAAUCUUUCUGAACCACUUAAUGCUAAACGAUUUGAAAUUAAAUUUCUUAAUUGUCCCAUGCUUCUGGUUGAGGAAUUACAAGAAUUUGCAAUUAAAUAUGAUUUCCAUAUUAAAGAAGUAAAUGUUCUUUUAAGUUAUGAAAUUGCAUCAUUGUAUCUCAAGUUAAAAGAGGAACCAAAGACAAAGAAGAAAAAAAUACCAAAAAAAGUUCUUAAAAAAGAUGAAAGUGGAGUUUAUUAUGUAAAUCCCAGUAGAGAAGAUGUUAGAGAGUGGGUAGAAUAUUAUAGUCCAUUAAUGAAAAGAAUCAAAUGGUUGAAUAUUUCUGAUGAUUCAGAUACGGUUGAUUUUUACCUGCUGCUUCUGGGAGUGUGGUCUUAUAGUUCUGUUGGAUCACUUAUGGUCAAUAUUGAUUUCAAAUCCUCAGAUAGGGCAAAGGGGAUUCUUCUUAAUUUACCUACGGGAUUAAAUCAUCUUGAACUUUAUUAUAGAGGAAUUGUCACCGAACGAUUUUAUACUCAUUUUGAAAACUUGAAAGAACUAAUAGUUGAAAUAAUGUUUGUCACAGAAUUUAAAACCCUACCCGACACUCUAGAAAUGUUACAGGUUGAAGAAUUACACGAAGGAGGACUACUUAGGAAUUAUAAAACUCCAGAGAAUUUGAAAUAUUUCAAAGCUAAUGUUAGUAAUUCAUUAAAGAAUUAUCUUUUAUUGAUUCGAGAAAUGAAGAAUUUAGAAGUUUUAAAAAUCAUAUCAGCAGAAGCUAAAUCCUUAGAAGAGUUUGGAUUAAAUGAAUCUAAAAUAACUUGUUUGAAAUUUGGUUAUUGUUGUUACUUGAAUGAUUAUUCAGCUUUAUUAAGAUUUCCAAAACUAAAGAAAUUAUCAAUGGACAAUAGUAAAUUUCCAGACGAAUUAUUUCACGAUGGUUCAAAUCUUCCCAGUUUAAGAGAAUUCAAGUAUGUUAAUGAUGACCCAUUAGGAUGCGAUUUUAAUUUGGAUAAAAUAAAGUUCCCUGAUAAUCUAUCAACUUUGAAAUUACAAGGUGCAUUUCAAAUUAAUAAUUGGAAAAUCCCACUAAAGUUAAAUAGAUUAGAAUUAUAUUUUCCCAACUUUUUAAGUUUAACUAAUUUCAAAUUACCCCCAAAUUUAGUUUAUUUUAAAAUAGCUGGUAGUGAUGUGGAAAACUUGGAUAAUUUGCAAUUCCCCACCGGUUUGAUUACACUUAUAAUUAUUGAAAAUGAAGAGUUAACUUCUAUGGUUAACACAAAUUUAGGUAAAUUGACCGAACUAAAGAAUGUGGGCAUUUUUUACAACAACAAAUCAAUGGUAAGUGAUGAGCCAAAUAAAGAUGUUAAAUGUUGGUACAACAGUUUUACUAUGGGUUUACCAUAG
Messenger RNA from Candida tropicalis MYA-3404, 1608 nucleotides. RefSeq lists its product as uncharacterized. NCBI's taxonomy places the organism in Eukaryota, Fungi, Ascomycota, Pichiomycetes, Serinales, Debaryomycetaceae. The transcript has a single exon. Bases 1 to 1608 code for a protein of 535 amino acids. The record is from RefSeq and is a predicted model, not a curated record.